This is a messenger RNA of Solanum verrucosum, 3818 nucleotides long. Its product is annotated as topless-related protein 4-like. Lineage: Eukaryota; Viridiplantae; Streptophyta; Magnoliopsida; Solanales; Solanaceae. The record is from RefSeq and is a predicted model, not a curated record. Gene Ontology annotation, biological process: regulation of DNA-templated transcription. Bases 108 to 3515 code for a protein of 1135 amino acids. The transcript is spliced from 26 exons. Gene Ontology annotation, molecular function: protein binding.
UUUUUUGUUUCUCUCUCUAGUUUCUCUCUCAUAUAUAUAGACACAAAAAACCUUGGAUCUAUUUUUUUUUUUUGUUUAGUCUCUCACUCAUUCAUUCAAGGUGAGAGAUGUCUUCGCUGAGUAGAGAGCUUGUAUUUUUGAUACUGCAGUUUCUGGAUGAGGAGAAAUUCAAAGAUGCUGUUCACAAAUUGGAGCAAGAAUCUGGGUUUUACUUUAACAUGAGGCAUUUUGAUGAAAUGGUGGGGAAUGGAGAAUGGGAUGAAGUGGAAAAGUACUUAUCUGGGUUCACUAAGGUUGAUGAUAAUAGAUACUCCAUGAAAAUUUUCUUCGAGAUCCGAAAGCAAAAGUAUCUUGAAGCUCUGGAUAGGAAUGACCGUUCUAAAGCUGUUGAGAUCCUAGUUAAGGACUUGAAGGUGUUUUCGGCGUUUAAUGAAGAGCUUUUCAAAGAAAUAACACAACUUUUGACUCUUGACAACUUUAGGGAUAACGAGCAAUUAUCUAAAUAUGGCGAUACUAAGUCUGCUAGGGGUAUAAUGCUUCUGGAACUCAAGAAAUUGAUAGAAGCAAAUCCCCUUUUUCGUGAUAAGCUGACCUUUCCUUCCUUGAAGAAUGCAAGACUGCGGACAUUAAUCAACCAGAGUUUGAACUGGCAGCAUCAGCUUUGUAAGAGCCCGAAGCCUAAUCCUGACAUAAAGACCUUAUUUGUGGACCAUUCUUGCGGUCCUUCACAGCCAAAUGGUGCACGUGCUCCGUCCCCUGUUACUCAUCCACUCAUGGGAGCUGUUCCAAAGUCGGGGGUUUUUCAAGCUCUGGGUCCUCAUGGUGUAACUCCUUUCCAGCAAGCACCUGCUCCUCUGCAAAACGCUCUUGCUGGGUGGAUGACUAAUCCUUCCCAAGUCUCUCAUCCUUCUGCAUCUGCUGGACCAAUAGGUUUUACCACUCCAAAUAAUGCAGCAGCAGCAGCUAUGCUAAAGCGUCCGAGGACUCCUACAAAUAACUCAACAGUAGACUAUCAAACAGCUGACUCGGAGCACAUGUUAAAGAGAUCAAGACCUUUUGGUGUAUCAGAUGAAGUAAAUAAUAUGCCUAUCAAUAUUUUGCCUGGUGGAUACUCCGGACAAAGCCAUGCGCAAAGUUCCUACUCAUCAGAUGAUUUGCCCAAGGCUUUUGUCAUGACUCUAAAUCAGGGUUCAGCAGUCAAGAGUAUGGAUUUCCAUCCGGUGCAGCAGAUUUUGCUUCUUGUUGGUACUGGCACAGGAGAGAUUAUGCUUUGGGAAUUGGGUUCUAGGGAGAGGAUUGCUAACAGAAAUUUCAAGAUUUGGGAUCUUUCACAAUGUUCAGUGGCUCUACAGGCAUCUAUGGCAAGUGAGUACUCUGCAUCAGUUAACCGUGUAAUGUGGAGUCCUGAUGGCACUCUGUUUGGCGUUGCAUUCUCUAAGCACCUUGUGCACGUCUACUCAUAUCACGGUGGCGAUGAUCUUAGAAACCAUCUUGAGAUUGAGGCUCAUUCAGGAAGUGUCAACGAUCUUGCCUUUUCCUUCCCUAAUAAACAGAUUUGUAUCGUAACCUGUGGGGAUGACAGGCUUAUUAAGGUGUGGGAUGCAGUGUCAGGGGCUAAGCAAUAUACUUUUGAGGGCCAUGAGGCACCAGUCUAUUCAGUAUGUCCACAUCACAAAGAAAGUAUUCAGUUUAUCUUCUCAACUGCAAUUGAUGGGAAAAUAAAGGCGUGGUUAUACGAUAACAUGGGUUCAAGAGUUGACUAUGAUGCACCAGGUCAUUCAUCAACCACAAUGGCCUAUAGUGCUGAUGGAACAAGGUUAUUCUCAUGUGGGACUAACAAAGAAGGAGAGUCAUAUCUUGUUGAAUGGAAUGAAAGUGAAGGAGCUGUAAAGCGUACAUUUAGUGGUCUGGGGAAGCGUGCAGGUGGGGUAGUGCAAUUUGACACUACUAAAAACAGAUUUUUGGCAGCUGGUGAUGAAUUCACGAUCAAAUUUUGGGAAAUGGACAGUGUUAACUUACUGACAACUACUGACGCUGACGGUGGCUUACCGGCUUCUCCUUGCCUCCGAUUUAACAAGGAAGGAAUGUUGUUGGCUGUUUCGACAAGUGACAAUGGGCUAAAAAUCUUAGCAAAUGCAGAUGGUGUUAGGCUUUUAAGAUCCAUGGAAAAUCGCCCAUUUGAUCCUUCUAGAGUAUCUUCUGCUUCUGCGGUGAAGCCCUCCACGGUGGGAAGUUUUGGGCCUCCUAGCACUUCUGUUGCUGCAAGCUUUGUAGAUCGAGCAGUGCCAAUGGCAUCCAUGAAUGGUGAAAGUCGCAAUUUAGGUGAUGCAAGGCCAAGAGCUGCAGAAGAGCCUGUUGAUAAAUCUAAAAUCUGGAAACCAACUGAAAUUAAUGAUCCAUCACAGUGUAGAUCCUUGAAGCUUCCUGACAGUGCAACAGCACCGAAGGUUACAAGGUUGAUAUAUACAAAUUCAGGAUACGCUAUAUUGGCAUUAGCUGCCAAUGCUGUGCACAAACUUUGGAAAUGGCCCAGAAAUGACCGACACCCGACAGGGAAGGCUAAUGCAAGUAUUGUCCCACAACUAUGGCAACCUGCAAGUGGGACACUGAUGACAAAUGAUACUAAUGACACAAAUCCUGAAGAGGUUGUUCCGUGUUUUGCACUCUCAAAGAAUGACUCCUACGUCAUGUCAGCUUCUGGAGGGAAAAUAUCGUUGUUCAAUAUGAUGACUUUUAAGACUAUGACAACAUUUAUGCCCGCCCCACCCGCAGCAACCUUUUUGGCAUUUCAUCCUCAAGAUAACAAUGUUAUUGCCAUAGGAAUGGAUGACUCCUCCAUCCAAAUAUAUAAUGUCCGAGUUGACGAGGUAAAGACAAAGCUCAAAGGACAUCAGAAAAGAAUAACUGGGCUUGCUUUUUCGAAUUCUCUCAACGUGCUUAUAUCUGCAGGAGCAGAUUCUCAGCUGUGUGUUUGGAGCAGUGAUUCCUGGGAGAAGCAAACAAGCAAAUACUUGCAGAUUCCUGCUGGGCGUGCAGCUGCUCCUCAAGCAGAUACUCGUGUACAAUUUCACCAGGAUCAGACACAAUUGUUGGUAGUGCACGAAACACAGAUAGCCAUAUUUGAAGCUCCUAAACUGGAGUGCCUCAAACAGUGGGUACCUAGAGAAGUAACUGGGCCAAUUACACAUGCAACAUAUUCUUGUGAUAGCCAGUCUAUAUUUGUUAGUUUUGAAGAUGCAAGUGUAGGUGUUCUCAGUGCUUAUACACUGCGAUGGAGAUGUCGGAUCAAUCCUACUUCAUACCUUCCCGCUAAUCCAAGUGCAAGGGUGCAUCCACUUGUUAUUGCUGCACAUCCAUCUGAUCCGAAUCAGUUUGCAUUGGGACUAAACGAUGGUGCUGUAGUUGUACUUGAGCCGCUUGAGGCUGAAGGUAAAUGGGGAAUGUUGCCCCCAGCUGAAAAUGGUACUGGGCCAAGCACUUCAGGUGCUGCAAAUUCAGAUCAACCUCAGAGGUAGUUACCUCAUGCACAUGCUGGCAGUUUUCGUUGAAAGGACGAGUGUAUGUACUGCAUUGUGUUGUUUUUCAACGCCCCUCCAUUACAAUUUUCUUGGAAGGGGAGAAGCUUCUAGAUUAGCCAGUGUAGUUAAUAGAAAGCUGAAUUUAGAUAAUGUAGAGUUUGUUUAGUAGGGUUACAUCAGUUCACCGAUAAUGUUCGUGGACGUGUAAAUGUAGUAGAGGGUCAGUAAUCUGGAAAUCCUAAUUAUAGUUGGAGAUAUGAACAAUUACCUUUGUCAAUGGUUCGUUUUAGCUUUACUAAA